This is a messenger RNA of Lingula anatina, 2152 nucleotides long. Its product is annotated as cytohesin-1. NCBI's taxonomy places the organism in Eukaryota, Metazoa, Brachiopoda, Lingulata, Lingulida, Lingulidae. Gene Ontology annotation, molecular function: guanyl-nucleotide exchange factor activity. Gene Ontology annotation, biological process: regulation of ARF protein signal transduction. The record is from RefSeq and is a predicted model, not a curated record.
ACAUCAGUGGGAAGUGUAAUGUGUGGCAGGUGCCCUGACAGAGGGUUUAAUAUGGGAGAAGAUUACAGGGUGCUGGGAGACCUGGACUGAGUGCUGGUCAGUGGUGGUCAGUGGUGGCGUGAAUACAGCCAGAGGCACUCCUUGGCCUGUGGUCAGCUUUAGGAAGAUUACUAUAUACUGACCAACUGAUCAGAUUUAAGUGGCUUUACCAGCAAUAUUAAGUCUAUGAUGUUUGAAGGUAGUGGAGACAUGUUUUUCUCUCUCACUAAUGGAAUAUGCUAGUUGGACAGAGAAAAGUGGUUUUGAAUGUACUGUAAUGAUAUGCUGUACAGAAUGGCUGGCAGAGUUUGGAGACAAAGUUCUUCAUGUAGGAUUUGAUGACAACUAGAAGAAGACGUAGUCUGUUUGUGGUUGGAAGCAGAAAUUGCUGUAUUCAUGGUAGAUGUAGGAAAAAGAUCAAGCAAAUUUUGACUACACUUGCAACUGUACGUUGUGCUUAUGAGGAUUUCCUGGGAAUCUUUUUGACAGAGUUUGAUGUAUACACUACAGAACAUUUAUUAUGAAGAAGAACAAAUUAAACAGUCCUAAGGGCACUUUGGUGCCCAAAAGAUCAAAUAUAGUGACUCUGGCCUCUGUAUUAUACACCUCAUUGACGGCCAUUUUGAAAUCCAAAUGGAAUAGUAGAACAGUUUCAAUGCCAGCACAGCAACUUAAAGAUGAGAUUGCGGAGGUGACAGCAGAGAUGGAGUCCAUGGAUUUCUCAGAGGACAGUAAAAACAAUCCGAAGACCAAGCAAAUGUCUAUCGGCAGGAAAAAAUUCAACAUGGACCCUAAAAAGGGUAUUGAGUACUUGAUAGAGAAUGGCUUGCUACAAAACACCCCAGAAGAUGUGGCUCAGUUCCUGUACAAAGGGGAGGGGCUGAAUAAGACAGCCAUAGGGGAAUACCUGGGAGAGAGGAAUGACUUCAAUGUAAAUGUCCUGAAAGCGUUUGUGAACCUCCACGAGUUUUCAGACAUGAUAUUGGUCCAGGCCUUGAGGCAGUUUUUGUGGAGUUUCCGUCUUCCUGGAGAAGCACAGAAGAUUGACCGCAUGAUGGAGUGUUUUGCUGAGCGAUACUGUGAGCUGAAUCCUGGCGUCUUUCAGACAAAUGAUACCUGUUACGUGCUGUCGUUUGCUAUAAUAAUGCUGAACACCAGUCUUCACAACCCCAGUGUGAAGGAGAAACCGUCAGUGGACAGGUUUAUUAUGAUGAACAAAGGAAUCAAUGACGGUGGGGACCUGCCUCCUGCUCUGCUUACGAGCUUAUAUGAGAGUAUAAAGAAAGAACCAUUCAAAAUUCCUGAAGAUGAUGGCAAUGAUCUGAUGCACACUUUCUUCAACCCCGACAAGGAAGGUUGGCUGUGGAAGCAAGGUGGCAGAUACAAAAGUUGGAAAAGAAGAUGGUUUAUACUCAAUGACAACUGUUUAUAUUACUUUGAAUACACAACAGACAAGGAGCCGAGAGGUAUCAUUCCUCUUGAGAAUAUUCAGGUCUUGGAUGGGAAGCUGGACAAGAACAGACCUAACAGCUUUGAGCUCGUCUCCAACAACAACGAGAUUAUCAAGGCCUGUAAGACAGACUCAGAGGGCAAGGUGGUCGAAGGUAAACACUCCUACUAUAGAAUGUCUGCAGCCACGCCAGAGGAGAAAGAAGAGUGGAUGAGAUGCAUCAAGGCCAGCAUUAACGAGCACCCGUUCUAUGACAUGCUGGUUGCCAGGAGGAAGAAGGCCACACACAACGUUACCAAGUAGACGCAACUCAGCGGGACUGAGAAACUCCACGUCAAUGUAUAUAAUAUAAUAUAACUGUAGCGGGACCGAGAGACUCUGCAUCAAUGUAUAUAAUAUGAUAUAACUGUCAAAUGUCAAUGUAGGGUAUGUAAGGACAUUGUCUUCUUUAUGUGUUCAGCUGAAAACUGGUGUCAUGAUGUUGAAAAUCAUGAACUUCAGGGACAAGUCAGCAAAUAGAAUAUCUGGUCAUACGAGAAUGGUUUGGUAUUUUUUCACAUCUACAGGUUUGUCAGUCAUAGAUCGUGAACUCUAAUAAUAUAGUCUGUGCUUUUGAUUAUGAAUUCAUCAAAAACAUUAUCUAUUUUAAAAUGCCCAUGUAAA